GGACUCAGUUACUCCCUUUUCUCUGAAACUCUAGCUCAUCAUUCUUUAAAGAAUGAUUUCAUCACCACUUCCCCUUUUUCAAUGCCAUUCAUUUAUUACCAAAAAACAGAAAAACUUUUCUCCAUUCCUCAUCAUAUAACAAACUCUUUACACUGAAAAUCCAAAGUUUUCUGAUGAUCAUCACCACAUUUUCAUAAUGAAAAACUUGAUUUUCUUAGUCUUCUUCUCACUAGUUCUUGUUCUACUUCCAGGUACUUCAUUGAGUCAAUUGAGUCCAUCAGAAAACAGAAUUCUACAUCAAAUCCAGAAAGUUUUAGAGUAUCCGCCAUCACUUGAUACAUUUACAAACUGGACGGAUUUUUGUACCUUACCUUCAACAGACGCUCUUACAAUUACUUGUUCAGGAAACCAUGUAACUGAACUAUCCAUUGUUGGUAACAGAACUAGAACUUCUUCUUCUACUGAAUCUUCUUCUUCACUGUCAACUGGAUUCUCGAUUGAUUCAUUUUUCACUGUUCUUACUAAGCUCUCCAGUUUGAAGGUUUUAUCAUUAGUAUCGGUGGGAUUACGGGGUCCGCUGCCGCCGAAGAUUAGUCGGUUUAAGUCGCUUGAAGUAUUGAAUUUGAGUUCUAAUUUCAUUACCGGAGAGAUUCCGGGGAGUGUAAACAGGUUGCAGAAUCUUAAGAGUCUUGUUUUGGCUGAUAAUUUGUUCAAUGGAUCUGUUCCGGAUCUUAAACCGUUGAGAGUUUUAGAAGAAUUGGAUUUGAGUAGUAAUGCUUUAGGAUUUCAGUUUCCUUCUAUGAGUAACAAGGUUGUAACCAUUUUGUUGAAGAACAACUCAUUUAGAUCUUUGAUUCCUGCUGAACUCAAAGGAUUUGAUCAGUUGAAGAAAUUUGAUGUCUCGUUUAAUCAUUUUAUUGGGAGAAUCCCACCUUAUUUGGUUUCAUUGCAAUCAAUUGAGUACUUAAAUGUGGCUGGGAAUCAACUCACGGGCACUUUUCCGGCGGAUGUUUCCUGCGGCGGUAAACUCGAGUUUGUUGAUCUUUCGCAUAAUUUGUUGAGUGGGAAGUUGCCGUUAUGCGUUGAAUCUAAUUCGUCGAGUUGUGUUGUUUUGUAUUCAUGGAACUGUUUGGCUGAUGGGAAUUUGAAGUUUCAGAAUCCAAAUUCUUUUUGCCAUGAGGAAGCAUUAGCUGUGAAGCCUCCAUUAAGGGUCCAGGAGAAAGCAUCAGGUAUCAAAAUCGGGCUCGUGCUUGGUAUUAUCGGCUGCGUCAUCGGAGCCAUGGGGAUUCUAGGAAUGUUAAUAUUCAUCAUAAUUCGGAGAAAAGGAAGAGAGACGACAGAACACAAUAUAUAUGAAAAGGCAGAUGUUAGAAAAGACUCCUCUCUCAGGCUCUCACCCCAACUCCUCACUGAUGCAAGGCAUGUAUCUCCAGCAAUGAGAGUGGGUGCACUUGGGCUCCCAGAGUAUCAUGUUUUCGAUUUCGACGAAGUUGAGGAAGCAACAAAUAACUUCGACCCGGCAAAUUUGAUGGGAGAAGGGUCUCAGGGUCAGCUGUACAAGGGUAGGCUAAGAGAAGGUUCAGUGGUCGUAGUGAGAUGUUUAAGAUUAAUGCCAGGACAUUCGUCUCAGAGCCUAUUGAGACACAUGGAAGUGAUAUCAAAGCUUAGGUAUCGACAUUUGGUUAGCCUUCUUGGACAUUGUGUGAUUAAUCAUCAAGAAUACUCUAAUGGGGCAACUACAAUCUUCCUUAUCUUUGAAUUUGUUUCAAAUGGGACACUACGCAGUCAUCUUACUGAUUGGAGGAAGAAAGAAGCUAUGAAAUGGUCUCAGAGAAUGGCGGUUACUGUCGGUGUGGCAAGAGGAAUACAGUUCUUACAUACUGGAGUUACACCGGGUAUCUUUGGAAACAAUCUGAAAAUAGAGAACAUAUUAUUAGACGAAAAUCUCACAGCAAAGAUCAGUACAUAUUUUCUGCCCAUACCUUUUGUUGUAGGCUCAGAAAGCCCUUUCAAAGGUCUAGAAUCAUCCGAGCGCCUUGAUGGAGCUGUAGAUGGCGAGAAGGACGAUGUUUAUCGGCUGGGUGUUAUUUUAGUGGAAGUUAUCACCGGUAAAUCAUCCACUUCCCAGGAUGAAGUGGAAGCCCAGAGACUUCAGCUGGAAGAUGCCUUGACAAACGCCUCAUCGCAACUACUACUAAGAGAAGUGGCUGAUCCUUCACUUCGCGGUACCUAUUCUUUUGGGUCUUUGAAAACAACAGUGGAGAUCACAGUAAACUGUCUGUCAAAAGAUCCUAGCCAGCGACCAUCAAUAGAAGAUGUAUUAUGGCAUUUGCAAUAUUCAGUUCAAGUUCAAGAAGGAUGGAUGACGAGUGGUGAUCUGUCCAUGUCACAAUCACACGGCUUGAGCUAACUCUUCCUGUUUGGAGAAUUCAUAAAUGGCUUGUACAUCUAUAACCUUAAAUCUGAGUUAUUUUUUUUCUUCUUAAUUAUGAUUUUUGAACCUUCCUUAUAGUCAAUGAAAAUCUUGAUGGCCAACAAAAGAACAAGGCUCAGCCAAAACUAAUAUGACUGCCUAAGAAGACGCUGCUCUUAAUUUAAA
Molecule: messenger RNA, 2599 nt
Organism: Papaver somniferum (opium poppy)
Lineage: Eukaryota; Viridiplantae; Streptophyta; Magnoliopsida; Ranunculales; Papaveraceae
Product: probable LRR receptor-like serine/threonine-protein kinase At1g14390
Exons: 7
Coding region: 197-2410 (737 amino acids)
Biological process (GO): protein phosphorylation
Molecular function (GO): protein binding; ATP binding; protein kinase activity
Source: RefSeq, a predicted model, not a curated record